CGAGUUUAUUCUCGGUCUCUGUGUCUAUGUGCAUUCCUAUGUCCAUGUCGUGUUGAGUGUGCCGUUGAGGUUAUGUCGCGUCUUGAUACGAAUUUUGCGCGAUUUAUAUAAUAGUUUUCUUUUUCGCGCGCGUUUUUCUCGUCGUCGUCAAAUUAAUCGAGAUGAACGCGAAGGAGAAUUCCACGGCGCCAACGAAGAACGCGAGCGCGCCGAACGCGAAGACCUACGGCAAGAUCGUUUUGACGUUGCAGAAUUGUCUUCUGCCCGAGGAGAAGCUCAACUCGACUCCGUCGUACCUGGACGGUCUCGAUGCGGAAACCGAGACGGAUUUGCGAAUACUGGGAUGCGAACUCAUACAGACGGCCGGUAUCCUGUUGAAAUUACCGCAGGUUGCAAUGGCUACGGGGCAAGUAAUAUUCCAACGAUUUUAUUAUAGCAAAUCUUUAGUUAGGCAUAAUAUGGAGACAACUGCAAUGGGUUGUAUAUGCUUAGCUAGCAAAAUCGAGGAAGCACCUAGGCGUAUCAGGGAUGUCAUUAAUGUUUUCAAUCAUGUAAAACAAGUUUCCAGCCAAAAAGCGAUACAACCUGUGAUUCUCGAUCAAAAUUACGUAGCUCUGAAGAAUCAGGUAAUCAAAUCAGAGAGAAGAGUGUUGAAGGAACUGGGCUUCUGUGUUCAUGUAAAGCACCCUCACAAGAUUAUAGUCAUGUAUUUACAAGUAUUGGGAUAUGAAAAAAACCGCUCGCUGAUGCAGCAAAGCUGGAAUUACAUGAACGACUCGUUGCGCUCCGAUGUUUUCUUGCGCUAUCAGCCGGAGACCGUGGCAUGUGCGUGCGUUUAUCUCGCCGCUCGUCAACUGCAAUUGCCGCUGCCUGUAUCACCCACUUGGUUUUCGCUGUUUAAAGUCAACGAGUCAUCGAUCAGGGACGUAUGUCGGCGCAUACUCCGCCUUUAUUCGCGACCGCGCGUGAGGCCCGAACAGCUGGAGAAGCGUGUCGAAGAACUGCGACGUCAGUACGAAGAAGCCAGGACCAAGGCGCGCGGUGGAGAUGUCGACGGCCACACACCGAGCCCACCGCUACCGAAACAUCACAACGCCUGGGGUGGAUUCAUCAGCCGCAGCGGUACUCACGCCGUUCCCGAAAGAACGAAAUCACCCAGACGUUCGAAAUCUCCAAGUACUUCUCCAUCGCGAGGCGAAGGGACAAAGCAUUCCAAGCGAAAAAGACAGCACAGCAGAAGUAGAUCCCGAAGUCACAGUCACGGUAGAUCUGGCAAACCUAAAAAAAUGCAGCGAAGACGAUCAGGCAGCCAUAAAUCGUCACGAAGAUCGCGGAGUUACAGAUCGCGAAGUCGAUCUCGAGACAGAGACUUAGAGAAAUCGAGCAAACAUCGCAGUAAGCACAGACGGCACUGAACGUUCCAAUGAAUAAGUGGAAAUUUUGCAUUUCACGAAAUACGUAUCUCACGAGUAAGACAUUAAACAGUUGUAAUCAAUUUGUAAUAUAUAGUGAAAUUUUAUAUAGGCCUAUCACAAUUCUUUAGUUUAUUUCGAAAUUAACAAAUGGAUAUAUUCAGUUUCUAGAUUAUUUUGAAGAAUUUCAUUACGUGUGUUUAAUAACAUUGAAAAACAUUGUUUCAUUGUGAAACAGAUUGUUAUCAAUAAUAUAUAUUAUACAUUGCAUUAUUGCCAACUAGUAUUUUCAUCAUUUACACAUUUACAGGUACAUAAUUUAUGUUUAAAAUUAUUAUGAGAGAGACCCUGACGAAUGUGACUUUUUUAAAAUACAGAAUUUGUGAAGCAUUUUCUAUGCUUUGUACAAGUUCAUAGAAAUUUGUCAAGACAAAGAAAUAUUAUAGGUAAUACGACAUUUGUAUAUUUUUGUAUUGAUUAACAGAAUCAUAAAAAAUGUUUAAUGAAAGUGAAAAUGUCACAAAACAGUACUUGCGCAUGCAACGCAACCUUUAUGAUUUCACUUCUAAGUUACACAAAUAUUUUUCUUUGUGUUCAUAUGAAUUCCUAAUUAGUUAUUAUUAUUUACAACUGUAAGAUUAGAUUUUAACAAUUGAAUAUGCAUUAUUCUCAAAAAAAUAUUAAUUUGUCAUGCAAAUAGAUUUUACAUAGCUGAGACAUACCUCAACCUCAAUUGGUACAUGAUACAAUAUUAAGAUAUGAAAAUGGGAAGAUGUGUAUAUAAAAUGUAUGCAACAAUAUAAAAAAAAUAAAAUUUUAUAUUCACA
Messenger RNA from Formica exsecta, 2239 nucleotides. Its product is annotated as cyclin-L1. The coding region runs from base 162 to 1415 and encodes 417 amino acids. Gene Ontology annotation, cellular component: nucleus. Gene Ontology annotation, biological process: regulation of transcription by RNA polymerase II. NCBI's taxonomy places the organism in Eukaryota, Metazoa, Arthropoda, Insecta, Hymenoptera, Formicidae. Gene Ontology annotation, molecular function: cyclin-dependent protein serine/threonine kinase regulator activity. The transcript has 4 exons. The record is from RefSeq and is a predicted model, not a curated record.